Messenger RNA from Protopterus annectens (West African lungfish), 969 nucleotides. RefSeq names its product cytochrome P450 4A4-like. The record is from RefSeq and is a predicted model, not a curated record. The transcript is spliced from 6 exons. NCBI's taxonomy places the organism in Eukaryota, Metazoa, Chordata, Ceratodontiformes, Protopteridae. Gene Ontology annotation, molecular function: oxidoreductase activity, acting on paired donors, with incorporation or reduction of molecular oxygen; monooxygenase activity; heme binding. The coding region runs from base 247 to 969 and encodes 240 amino acids.
AAAUGAGUGGUUUCAAUUGUGUUUUGCUGAAAGGAAAGCCUAUGAAUCUAUCACUGCUGCGAAGCGACCAACUCGUUUCACAGUAAGAGAAAAGAAACUGUAUUAUUAACAGAGGCAGCGAUUGGGCACUGUGCCAAAGGGGUGUGCUCAACACUUAAAAAUUUAACUCGUUCUUCCCACGCAGAUAGUUAUAAAUAGUGCAAUUUCAUCCAUUGGCACGACCGCUGCUGAGGUUACUGUUGUGACAUGGCAACGCCGAAUGAACAAACAGCUAACUUGUCCUGGUUUUCAAGGGACCCCACUCGCCUUUUGCACCUGAUUGUAACAUUUUCCUUGGCAUAUAUUCUGUUUACUGUUAUCAGGCUAUUCCGCAGGAGAAGAUGGACUAUGGACUCAUUUGCAAAAUUCCCAGGUCCCCAGUUGCAUUGGUUGUAUGGAAAUGUACAUGAGUAUCCUGAAGAUGAACGUGCCUUAAAUAAUUUAUAUAAGUAUUCCAAAGAAUAUCCAUGUGCUUGCCCCUUCUGGACUGGGCCCUUUAAUGCAUUCCUGCUUCUUACUCAUCCUGCUUAUGCCAAAACCAUCUUGAGUAGCACAGAGCCGAAAGACGACGUGGCCUAUAAGUUUAUUAUUCCUUGGAUUGGAGAUGGCUUAUUGGUCUUAUCAGGGCAGAAGUGGUUCCGUCAUCGAAGACUUUUGACCCCUGGAUUUCACUAUGAAAUUCUCAAACCAUAUGUUAAGCUCGUUGCAGAUUCAACCAAUGUCAUGCUGGACAAACUGGAGCGCCUUAUGCAGAAGGGUUCAUCUGUGGAUAUUUAUCAGCACGUCAGCUUAAUGUCUCUAGACAGCAUCAUGAAGUGUGCAUUCAGUUACAACAGCAACUGCCAAGUUGACAGGCUAAUGAAGCCAAACUGCACUACCUGCAGAUAUAAAAGUUUUGGUGUUUUUAGUGACCUUAUCGGUUUUGCUUAA